AGAUAUUUCAGCUCUGGCUGUAGCCGGGGAAGACUGAAGGCGGUGGUCAGAGGGAAAUGGCUGCUCUUAAUUACUGCUUGACCCUAGUCGUGGUGGCAAUCUGCCUUAUUGUCCAGCUCUCCGAAGUUUCAGGACAGGUGUGUCCGUCAGGAUGGAUUAAAAGGAAAGGAGACCCUAAUUGCUAUUUCAUCUCUCCCAAAUCCAAGAAGAGUACCUGGAAGAAAGCCAGAGCGUAUUGUCAGAAAGCUAAAGGAGAUCUAUUGAAAUUGGACAGCCCGCAACUAAAGACAUGGCUAUAUGCCCAAAUAAGCAGACGUAUCAAAGCGGACAAAAGCAAUACGCAUUGGUGGGUUGGGCUCUCUCGUGCUAAUACAACAUUGCCGUGGAAAUGGCCAGAUGGCACGGCUAUCGACAAAACACUCAGUUUAUGGAGACCAGGGGAACCCAACAAUGCUGGAAUCUUCGUCAAGAUGGAAAACUGUGCAUCUUUUGCGAAUGACAUUGCCAAAGGCCUGGGGUUAAAUGAUGUUAUCUGCACCAUGAGUUAUUCCUUCAUCUGUCAGACUAAAGCAGAGAUCCCGGCUUAUUGCGACACGGACACCAUCCAAGGCUGGGACACUAUUAACGGAAUAUGUUAUAAAUACAUGGACUACCUGAGGACAUGGGCAGAUGCCAAGGCCAGUUGUGAAGGGGCCGGGGCACAACUUGUGUCGCCAUCGGAUACAAGUGUCCAACAGUUGGUCCAAUCGUACGCCAAACAAAAUAAGAGGGAUGUGUGGAUCAACGGCAUUUCACAGCCAAUCAAGAACAAACCCAACUACCAAUUUGUGUGGUCCAAUUCCACGACAAUCAGCAAAGCCUUCUGGGCCCCAAAGCAACCUAAAGUGGCGAAAGGUCAAGAGAACUCCACGUGUGUGAAGAUACCAAGCACAGCUUCCAACGCUAACAACUGGCAAGCGGACCAGUGUGACAAUGAGAACCAGUAUGUCUGCUCCAAAGUGCCCGGUGGCUGUGCCCCAGGAUGGACCCCAUUCAGCCGGUGGUGUUACCAGUUCAACUACCAGGCUUUACUGUCAUGGUCUCAGGCCAACAAGUAUUGUCAGAAACAAGGGGCCAUUCUUAUGGAAAUCACAACUAAAGACCAGCAGAACAAUUUCUUGGUGCCGUUUUUGGACAAUCUCCAACAGGGUGGAAUUCCAAGCAUAUGGAUUGGAAUGUCAGAUGGCCCCAAUAAGGCAGGAGCAUUUCACUGGACUUCAGGAGCAAAGUUAGGUUACAAGAACUGGGCUAAAGCUUUCCCAAAUGACACAGCCAACAAGCUGGACUGUGGUGUAAUCUAUACAGAUGACGACAAAGGUCUGUGGUCGACCACACCUAACUGUCUGCAAGCAAAGGGUUUCUUGUGCCAAGCCAAUGAGAAUGACGUCAUCUACCCAGUCUCCACACCUGCGCCAACCUUCACUUGUGAUGACGGCUGGGAUCUGAACGGACAGACAUGCUACAAGUUUUACACCAAGCACGCGACAUGGUUGGCGGCACAGAUUGCGUGUCAACAGAACGGUGGUCGUCUAGCACGUGUACUGGAUGGGGACACCCAGACAUACAUCAACAAAAAAGUUAAACAGGACAGCUGGAUAGGACUGAACGACAGACGUGCAAAUGGGCAGUAUUUGUUUGGUAGUGACACAUCCGCAACGUUCUUAAACUGGGAUAAUAAGCAGCCGACAAAGCGCGCUGACUGGAACUGCGGAAUUGUGAGUGGUGCGUCUGGUCACAAGGGCAAGUGGAAGAUUGUGGAUUGUUCCAAAUCUUACCCAUACAUCUGCGAAAAGCAGCAUACGAACAUCCCUCCCACAGUUGGACCGACAACUCCCGCUGUUACGUGGAGCACAAACUGUGGCCCGUUUUGGGACGAGAACCCUUUGAGUGGUUACUGUUACAAAAUCGUCAACAGGCCUCUCAGCUGGAAGGAUGCCCGAGAUUUCUGUCGAAAUUCAGAUAAUAAUGGCGACCUGGCUAGCAUUAUCAGCCUGGAUGAACAAAACUACAUAUCAGGGCGCUUGACGACGAACACCUACCUGUCCUAUUGGAUUGGCGGAAAUGACCUUAAUUCGGAGGGUGGUUGGGAAUGGGCAGAUGGUUCCGGCUUUGCAUUCAUGAAUUGGGGAAAAGGCCAACCUGACAACUGGAAAUCCCGACAAGACUGUUUGAGGGUUGAUAUGUCUCAGUUUAAGGCUUGGGAUGACGCCGAGUGUUGGAUUCGAUACCCCUUUGUCUGUAAGAAAGCAGGUAAAAACGCUCGUCCACUUCCCACAGAAUCGACUAAUAUCGAACCAGUCUGUGGCGAGGGCUGGAUUGCGUACGGAAACACUUGUUUUGAGUUCAACCAGAAGAGGGCCAACUGGGGACAGGCUCGUUCCACGUGCUUGCGUGAAGGUGGAGACCUCGCUAUCGUGCCGGACCUCGCUACCCAGGGUUUCAUCAAUGGGAAUAUAAAAAUUGAAAGCUGGAUUGGCUUAAACGACCGGUUCAAGGAGAAAACAUUUAUUUGGAAUAAUGACAACAAGACGACAUCGAUUGCAUUUAAAAACUGGGCCUCCGGACAACCGGACCACAAAAAAGACCAGGACUGCGUGACCGUGCAGACGGCUGCCAAUGUCCGGGGAAAAUGGAGAGAUAAUAAAUGCAACGGAAAAUGGGGCUAUAUCUGUCAGAAACCAGCCACCUGUGGAAAGAACUGGUACUUACUUGGCACCAAUUGCUACCUGUUCAACACUUCUGGCGCUACUUGGGCGGGCGCCCGUAAACAGUGUAAAAAUAUGGGUGCGGACCUUCUGACGAUCAAAACACAAGAUGUGCAAAGCUUUAUCACAGGUAAACUGUUAAGAGAAAGCUGGAUGGGACUGAAUGACCAGAUCAAGAACAAGAAGUACACGUGGCUGGACAGCACAGAUAAAGUGCCAUUCUUUAACUGGGCGAAAGGUCAGCCUGAUAACAAGGACAACGAGGACUGUGGUACGAUCAUGAAGACUUCCGGCAAGUGGAGAGACCGCAGCUGUACAGAGCAAUACGGCUUCGUCUGUCAGAAAUCUUCAGCGAGCUUGUUGCUUGGUUGCCCUGACGGUUGGGUAGGAUACGAGGGCCACUGCUAUUUCGUUGGUUACAAGCCAAACAUUGGUUCUUGGCAGAACGCCCGAGCCUCCUGUCAGUCCAUGUCAUCCGACCUAGUCAGUAUUACCCGGCCUCAGGAACAGAAGUUUGUGUUUUCUCGGUCCUCCCAUGCCCACUCUCCUGUCUGGAUUGGUUUGAACGACAUUGAUAACUUCGCCGGACAUCGGAUGUUUAGUUGGUCAGAUAACUCGCCUGUGACGUUCACGAACUGGGCAAAAGGCGAACCUAACAACUAUGGGGGCACGGAAAACUGCGUUGCCAUGAAUCGGGAUAAGAAAGGCGGAUGGGACGAUUACCCCUGUUCAACACAGGAUGUCAGAGCAUACGUUUGUGAGAUGGAAAUGCAACCGACAGCUCUAACAACAAAAAAUCCCAUGAAAGCUGGCUGUAAGAGUGGUCUGGGUCUAUAUGCCACCUGCUAUACUUUUGUCACAAGUAAACAGUCCUUCGGCAAUGCUGAGAAAUAUUGUGUGUCCAAGCUGAAGGGGCAUCUCGCUACGAUAACAUCAAGGUAUAUACAAGCUUUCAUAGCCAGCGAGUUGGCAGACAGGGAAGGUAACUGGUGGAUCGGACUCUCCAACACUGAUCCUCAAACUUACAAAUGGACAAGCGGUCAGGCCAUAUCAUAUACAAACUGGGACGUCUCUCAUACAGGCAAUGAGGCGGCUGGAGCAGUGACAAUCACCGCUGAAAAACCAAUCGGAUUGUGGAGAAACCAGAAGAAUAAAGGCACAAAGUUACCGUUUGUUUGUGAGUCGGCUCGUGCCGGUGGAUUCACCACUCCAGCGCCUGAUAAACCAACGCCCAACCCGUUUGCCAACUGUCCAACCUUUUUCGUUGAGCGCCAAGGAUAUUGUUACCGGGCAUUUUAUUCGAGUGGACCUUCACGGAAGACGUGGUCUCAAGCUCGUGCCUACUGCCAGCGAUAUGGUGGAGAUUUGGUCAGUUUCCACAGCAAAGACGAGGAGGAUUUUGUCAAGACAAGUGUUAUCAGAAAGUAUCCUGGUAUAUUCUGGAUUGGAAUUAACGACAUUCAAAAGGAAAAGGGUUUCAAAUGGAGUGACGGAACGCCUGUUGACUACACGAACUGGAUGCCGCAUCAACCCGAUGACCAUAAACACCACGAAGACUGCGGGGAAUUCAACGCGAAUACCAAUCAGUGGAACGACGACAACUGUAACUUGGCCAAGAGUUACAUCUGUAAAGUGAUGAAAGGAGCGUCCCCGAAUCGGAACGUCGCCAUGCCAACUCUAGGUCCGAUCAUUCCCUGCAGCGGUCAUCUAAGCCUGUGGAGCUUUUUCAAAGGCAACUGUUACUAUGUCAGCAAGGGGCGCCGAUCAUUUUACGAUUCCAGGACAUUCUGCGUGCAGAACGGUGGAGAGCUUGUCAGCAUACACGACCAUGACGAGAGUGACUACGUCAUUUCUAAGAUAUCUAGAAGCACCACUGACUCAUUCUGGAUCGGCUUAAAUGAUAUCGGUGAAAAUGGAUACAAUUGGACGGAUGGAUCGCCCCUGAAUUUUAUCAACUGGUAUCAAAAUGAGCCAAAUGACGCCUACGGCCAACAAAGCUGUGUACAAAUGAUCAGGGACGGGUUUUGGCAGGACAACAAUUGUGGCUACUUAAAGAGGUUUAUUUGUAAGGCUCCAAAUGGUACAACACCCAAUACAAGACCACCCCCUACCACCAUGGCGCCUGGAAACUGCCCUCAAGGAUUUUUUGGCCAGGAUUCCAGAUGUUACAUCAUCAAAGGAGAUGCAAAAGCGGAUCAAGUUAACUGGACCACAGCCCUCAGCAGGUGUAAGCAGAUGGGCAGUGGCGUAACCCUGGCAACCAUCAGCAACGUUCUGGAACAAUCUUUCAUCACGUCACAUUUGAGAUCUAGACCAUACAACGUGUGGAUAGGCCUGAACGACCAGGCUUCCCCAAACCAGUUUGUUUGGGUUGACAAUGCUAAAGUCACGUACACUCAUUGGGCUCCUGGAGAACCAAACGGAUUUCGACCAUUAUCCUGGCCAUUUUCUGGACUGAUUUCACAAAAAACUCGAAACAUGGAGGACUGUAUUGAGGUGUACAGCAAAGCACCAAACAUCGGAGGCUGGAAUGACAAGUCCUGUAGCGCCUUGAGAGGAUAUGUAUGCCAGGCUCCCCGAAGCAUGUCUAAUCCUGUACCAGUGACAUCUCCCGCUCCGUCGUACUGUAAGCCUGGCUACACGGUAUACGGCUCCAGUUGCUUCAAGGUGGACGUGACCAGGCGAACCUGGGAUGACGCGGCCCAGUCCUGUAGAAGUGAUGGCGCCUAUCUCGCCUCCAUCACGAGCUCCUAUGAGCAGGCUUACGUGCAAAGUCUGAUACGUUUUAACCCGUCGUUAGCGUGGAUUGGCCUCAGACAAACCCCGGAGACAGGGCUGUAUGACUGGGCGGACAGCUGGCCGGUAACAUACACCAGCUGGACCAGUGGAGAGCCGACCAGGAAUGGACAAACUUGUGUCUUCAUCGUGAAUAACGGCCAUUGGCGAGAUUCAAACUGUUCUUACAAGUUGCCCUCAAUCUGUAAAUUCAACCCAGGUACCCCUCCGCCUUACACUACCCGACCCCCGGGCUAUUGUGCGGACCCUUCCUGGGUUAUGUUCGGAGACUACUGUUAUUUCGUGGAGAAGUCCAACAUCCAAAGCAGAGUCUUCUUGUCCUGGCCAGAAGCUCAGUACUUAUGCUCGCGGAAGGGCAUGGCGCUGGCCACCAUCCGAAACAAGGCUGAGAACGACUUUGUGCAGAAUCUGAUUAAAGUCGGCAUAUACCAGAAAUAUUCUGCCUGGAUAGGUCUCAGCGCCAAGCAAGACGGUGGUUUUCAAUGGGAGGAUAGCAGUGUGGUUGACUAUGUUAACUGGGGCAAGGGAGAGCCGUCCAAUAACAAAACCCGUACCAGUGAAGACUGUGUGAUAAUAGGAGCUACCACAGGGACCUGGUACGACAAAGCCUGUCUCUACAAGCAGCGAUUUGUGUGUUCAACUCUUAAAGUAAUACCUACUAGAGUGACCCCACCGAAUGUCACCACGACGAAGACCACCCCCCUGCCUGUCAUCACCCAGGCAUCGGGCAAUCCACAGACACCCAAGCCAGUGGUCACCCAGACACCCGUGAAGCCCAAAACAAACAAGCCUCUCGUAACACUCCGCCCCAGGACCCAGCCCACGAAGAAGCCCACCAGAGCCCCUGUAACGAACACCCCCCACCGACAGCCAAUUACGUUUGCUCCAACCCGUAAGCCCUUUACACCAUUUCCUCCACAGACGAACCCUCCGAUUGUGACCAGGAGACCGCCAUAUGUCACACGCAGUCCAAAUUAUCAGCGCUUCCAUAGUGGCAAUAACAACGCCAAUCAAGGUAAUGGCAUCAGUGGCGGUGGUAUUGCUGGGAUCUGUAUAGCUUUGAUUCUGGCCGCGGCGCUGGUCACAAUUGGGGUGUUGUACUAUAGGCGGCGUCAAACAUCACUCCGACUACAGACCACGGUGGGCUUUGACAACGCUCUGUAUAACAAGACCGGAGACAGUGUGGACAUUGGAGGCAAUGACUGAGGCGACCUCAGGCUACAGCAU
This is a messenger RNA of Liolophura sinensis, 6767 nucleotides long. RefSeq names its product macrophage mannose receptor 1-like. Gene Ontology annotation, molecular function: protein binding. NCBI's taxonomy places the organism in Eukaryota, Metazoa, Mollusca, Polyplacophora, Chitonida, Chitonidae. Bases 57 to 6746 code for a protein of 2229 amino acids. The transcript is spliced from 49 exons. The record is from RefSeq and is a predicted model, not a curated record.